CCGCUCCUCGGCCCCGCUUCCCCGCGCGCCCUCCCCUGGUAACCGCCCGCCCCUCCCUCCUUGGCAACCGGCGUCUCUGCGGCUGUCCGGGUCGGAGGUACACCUAUACGGCGGGCGACUGGUCUGGCCUAGCUGCGGGCCUUCCUCCCAGAGGUCCACGGUCCCAUUUAAACUAUGGGGGACCCACCCCCCGACCCUGAGCCCCCGCCUCAGCCAAGCUCCAGCCAUCGGGAUUCUCAGGUCUCCGAGCAGCGGCGGCGGCACAGUCGGGAACCCUCUAGGCCCUCAGCCUCAGAUGAGGUGCAGCAGAUACCGCUUGACACGCGGAUCCUGCGCAGCAGUCAGGAGAUCCCGUCAAACCCGAUGAACCUCCAGGGCUGGUCACAAGGGGCCAGCCUGCCUCCAAAUGAGAACGCCUUGUUCCAGGCUGAGGAAGCCCAGCUGGGCGAAGUAGAGUACCUUUCCCCAAAUACGGGCUUCCCCUCAGAGGAACAGCCCGGCACUUACCCGAGUGAAGACGGGCUCCGGGCUCACAACGCCAGUCUAAUGCUGCAGCAGCUACGUCAGGGCGAAGGCAGCCUCUUCCAGCAAGUGGAGGCUGCCUACCAGGAGCCUCGGGCUGACCUCUUGGGCCAGUUCACCAUGUACCAGAGAGAAGACCUGCAGUUCAGCCAGGGCGCCCAGCAUGGGCCCUACAUCAGGGAUGACCCUGCCCUCCAGUUCUCCCCCUCUGAGCUGGGAUUCAUGCCCUUCAACAUAGAGGCGCCUGAGCCGGAACCUCGGGAGCUGGCUGUGCAGAACGCCAAGGCCUACCUGCUGCAGACCAGCAUCAAAUGCGACCUCAGCCUGUAUGAGCACCUGGUGAACCUGCUGACCAGGAUCCUGAACCAGCGGCCGGAGGACCCCUUGUUCCUCCUGGAGUCGCUGAGCCGCACCACGCAGUGGGAGUGGUUCCACUCCAAGUUAGACACACUUCGGGACGACCCCGAGAUGCAGCCCACCUACGAGAUGGCCGAGAGGCAGAAGGCACUCUUCAGCCGGAGCGGCGGCGGGGAGGGUGGCGAGCAGGAGAUGGAGGAGGAGGUGGCCGACACCGCGGUGCCCAACAUCAUGGAGAAGGCCUUCUACUUCGAACAGGCGGGCGUGGGCCUGAGCUCCGACGAGAGUUUCCGCAUCUUCAUGGCCCUGAAGCAGCUGGUGGAGCAGCAGCCCAUCCAUAGCUGCCGCUUCUGGGGAAAGAUCCUGGGUCUCAGUCGCAGCUACCUGGUGGCCGAGGUGGAGUUCCGGGAGGGCGAGGAGGAGGGCGAAGAGGAGGAGGUGGAGGAGCUGAUGGAGGGCGGCGAGGUCCUGGAGGCGCACGCGGAGGAGGAGGGCGAGGAGGAUGAGGAGAAGGUCUCGGACCUUAUCCCCAAGUCCACGUGGAAGCCGCCACCCGUCAUCCCCAAGGAGGAGAGCCGCUCGGGCGCCAACAAGUACCUGUAUUUCGUGUGCAACGAGCCGGGCCGGCCGUGGGUGCGGCUGCCCCACGUGACGCCCAUUCAGAUCGUGCAGGCCCGCAAGAUCAGGAAGUUCUUCACUGGCCGCCUGGAUGCGCCAGUCGUCAGCUACCCGCCCUUCCCGGGCAAUGAGGCCAACUACCUGAGGGCCCAGAUCGCCCGCAUCUCAGCCGCCACACACAUCAGUCCCCUCGGCUUCUACCAGUUUGGCGAGGAGGAGGGCGACGAGGAGGAGGAGGGCGGUGCCGGGCGCGACUCCUACGAGGAGAACCCGGACUUUGAGGGCAUCCCGGUUCUCGAGCUGGUGGACUCCAUGGCCAACUGGGUGCACCACACCCAGCACAUCCUGCCGCAGGGCCGCUGCACUUGGGUGAACCCUUUGCAGAAGACGGAGGAGGAGGAGGAGCUGGGAGAGGAGGAAGAGAAGGCCGAUGAGGGGAGAGAGGAGGUGGAGCAGGAGGUCGGGCCCCCGCUGCUGACGCCGCUCUCAGAAGAUGCAGAAAUCAUGCACAUGUCACCCUGGACCGCCCGCCUGUCCUGCAGCCUCAGCCCACAGUAUUCCGUGGCCGUGGUGCGCUCCAAUCUCUGGCCUGGGGCCUAUGCCUAUGCCAGUGGCAAGAAAUUUGAGAACAUCUACAUUGGCUGGGGCCACAAAUACAGUCCAGAGAACUUCAACCCAGCCCUGCCAACCCCCAUUCAGCACGAGUACCCCAGCGGCCCGGAGAUCAUGGAGAUGAGUGACCCCACGGUGGAGGAGGAGCAGGCCCUUAAGGCUGCCCAGGAACAGGCCCUGGCGGCCGCGGAGGAAGAGGAGGAGGAUGAAGAGGAAGAUGAGGAUGAGGACCCAGAUGACUGAGAGCCCAUAGCCCCCUUCUUCAAGCAGGUGAUAGCAGGUUUUCCCUUAUGCAUAGUUCCAGCUUUUUUUUUCAGUGUUGGCUUGCUUUCUGUCCCUAGAGGGCAGGGGUAGAAGAGGGUGGCAGCUGCUCUGAAUAAAAUUUCCCCAGUGCA
Messenger RNA from Phacochoerus africanus (Common warthog), 2504 nucleotides. RefSeq names its product radial spoke head 6 homolog A (gene RSPH6A). Gene Ontology annotation, cellular component: axoneme; radial spoke. Bases 175 to 2352 code for a protein of 725 amino acids. The record is from RefSeq and is a predicted model, not a curated record. The transcript is spliced from 6 exons. Lineage: Eukaryota; Metazoa; Chordata; Mammalia; Artiodactyla; Suidae. Gene Ontology annotation, biological process: axoneme assembly; cilium assembly; cilium movement involved in cell motility.